Molecule: messenger RNA, 3734 nt
Organism: Closterium sp. NIES-67
Lineage: Eukaryota; Viridiplantae; Streptophyta; Zygnematophyceae; Desmidiales; Closteriaceae
Source: the annotation of a GenBank genome assembly
UCUAGCCAGCAAGACUUCUAGGCACCUCCUGUAGGUCUGUAGUUUCGCUUACCCCCCUAACUAGCCGCUCCGUGCUUACCUCCUCGUCAAGCAUUGGGCACGCCAACAUGAAUUACCGCUUUAAGAACCUCCUCGGUGCGCCGUACCGAGGAGGUAACAUCCUCCUUCGCGAAGACACGAAGCUCUAUUCGCCAGUUGGUAACCGCGUCAACGUCGUCGACUUGACGGCGUCAGAGUCCAACACGCUUCCGUUUCAGACGAUGACUGACGUGUCGCUCAUCGCGCUAUCGCCGGACGGCAACCUCCUCAUAGCCGUCGAUUCAGAUGGACGGUCCAGAAUGGUCAACGUGCAUCGGCGCGUAGUGCUCCAUCUUUUCAGAUUCAAGUUCCCCGUGGGUGCCCUAAAAUUCAGCCCGGACGGAAAAUUCUUCGCAGCAGGGGUUGGGCGACAACUCCAGAUAUGGCACACGCCGGAGAUGCGGAAAACCUUUUCGCCCAUGCGACUGUUCAAGUCGUUCUCGGGAGGCUACGACAAGGUGACGGCGAUUGAUUGGUCCCCCGACGGAAAGUGGAUCGUGGCCGCUAACAAAGAUCUGACGGCCAGGAUUUACUCUUUAGAUUCCCUAAAGAUGUACAAGCCGGUGCGCCUGGCGGGGCACAAGGAUGUGAUUGUAGGCGCGUUCUUCUAUGGAGGGGGCUCCGCGAUUAUGACUGGCGCGGGGCCCAACUUCAAGCGCGCGGAUGUGGCGCUGGGUUUAAGGGGGGGUUCGGGGGGGGUGGGGGAAGGGCCUGGGGGGGCGGAAAAGGCGCUUCGGAUUUACACUCUGUCUAAAGACGGCGCGCUGUUCUCGUGGUUCUUCGACCCGCUUAACAAGGUGCGGCGGAGAGCUAGGAAGAAUGGGCGGAGGAGGGGGGAGAAGAAUGGGGACAGGGUUUAUAGGAGGUCUAAGGGGGGGGAAGGGGGGGAGGUGGUAGACGAUGGGGGGGAGGAUGGGGAUGAUGAAGAGGAGGGGAGAGGAGAGGCAGAGAAUGGAGAAAAUAGGGAAGAGGAGGAAGAGGAGGAAGAGGAGAAAGAGGAGGAGAGAGAAGAGGAGGAAGGAGAGGAGGAGGAAGAAGAGGAGGAAGAGGAUGAAGAGGAGGAGGAGGAGAAGGAGGAGGAGGAGGAGGAGGAGACGGGUGAGGGCAAGGAGGGGGACGAGCAGGGAGAUGAGGAGGAGAAGGAGGGGGAGGAGGAAGCAGAAGAGGAGGGAGACGAGGAAGAAGAGGAGGAGGAGGAGGAGGAGGAGGAGGAGGAGGAGGAGGAGGAGGAGCAAGAGGAGGAGGAGCAGGCGAGGAAGAGAUCAAAGCUGGCAGCACGGACGCCCGCACCUGCUCCCAUCCGCGCCCGUCGCGAGUUCCGGUUGGACGAGGGCAAGUGGCGCCUGGAGGCGAAGCAUUUCUUCAUGCUGCCCAAGGCGCGCCUCACCUCCUGCGACCUGCACAAGCCCUCCAAUCUCCUCGUCGCCGGCUUCUCCUCGGGCAUCUUCGGUCUUUACCAGCUGCCCGAAUUCACCACCCUGCACCUCAUGUCCAUCUCGCGCACCAAGAUCUCCUCCGUCUCUUUCAACGAGUCUGGGGACUGGGUGGCGGUGGGCUGCGCUCGUCUAGGGCAGCUGCUGGUCUGGGAGUGGCGGUCAGAGACCUACGUUAUGAAGGUGCAGGGCCACUUCUACGACGUCAGCUGCGUUGCGUUCUCCCCGGAUGGGACUCGUGUGGUAACCGGGUCGGAUGACGCCAAGGUGAAGGUGUGGAGCCUGGCGUCGGGGUUCUGCUUUGUAACCCUCUCGGAGCACACCGGUCCGGUUACCGCUGUAGCCUUCCUCCCGUCCGGCGCGGGGUCUGCUGCGGCAGCAGCGGCGGGGGGAGCGGGGGGCGGAGGGGGUGGGGGAGCGGUGCUGAGCGCGUCUCUGGACGGGACGGUCAGGGCGUUUGACCUCUUGCGGUACCGGUGCUUCCGCACGCUCACCACGCCGCAGCCUGUGCAGUUUGCGUCGCUGGCCGUGCACCCGUCGGGCGAGGUGGUGUGCGCUGCGAGCCAGGACGACUUCCAGGUGUACGUGUGGAGCAUGCGCACGGGCAGGCUGCUGGACGUGCUAUCAGGCCACGAGGGGCCCGUGCACAGCCUUACUUUCUCGCCCACCCAAGAGCUCCUAGCAUCUGCAGCGUGGGACAGCACGUGCCGCCUGUGGGACGUGUUCGAGUCCAAGGGCAGCACAGAGCCCCUUCCCCACUCCCACGAGGUGCUCGCGCUUGCAUUCCGCCCGGACGGCCGGCAGCUGGCGACUGCCACGCUGGAUGGGCACAUCCACCUGUGGGACCCGCAGGAGGGCGAGCUGCAGGGCAGCAUCGAGGGGCGCAGGGACCUGGUGGGGGGGGUGGACGCUGCCGGGGGGAAGAAGGGGAAGGGCGGGAGGGGGGCGCUGCGGCUGGGGGAUAAGAGCUUCAGGAGCUUGUGCUACUCCGCGGAUGGGUGCUUCUUGCUGGCGGCGGGGACGAGCCGAUAUGUGUGCCUCUAUGACGUGGCCGAGAUGCUGCUGCUGCGGCGCUUCCUCAUCACCAGCAACAAGUCCCUGUCGGGCGCCAUGGACUCACUCAACCCGCACCGCAUGACGGACGCCGGCCCGCUCGACAUCCUCGAUAUAAGCGACUCCGACAUCGACGACAACGACCUCGAUGACUCGCACCGCCAGCGCCGCCACGCGCUGCUCGGCGCCGACCUCCCCGGGGCGGCCAGGAACGGCAGCCAAAGCCGCCCGGAGAUCCGGGUCAAGGCAAUCCAGUUCUCGCCGACCGGGCAGUCCUGGGCGGCAGCGACAACCGAGGGGCUUGUCGUUUUUGGCCUGGACGAAGGGAUUGUGUUCGACCCGUCUGAUCUUGACAUGGAUGUGACGCCCGCGGCUGUAGCGGCCGCUACAGCCGCUGGGCUGCACGCGAGGGCGAUACAGAUGGCUCUGCGGUUGAAUGAGACGAACCUGCUACAGGACGCAAUGAUGGCGGUGCCGCCCGAGCGGCUGGGCGCUACAGUGUCGGCGCUGCCGAGGAAGCGGCUGGGGAAGGUGGUGGGGGCCGUGGCUGCACUGCUGGAGGGACGGCCUGAGCUGGAAUACGUGCUGCUGUGGUGCAAGGAGAUCGUCCUGCAGCACGGCAAGGCGCUCGCCCUGCCGCCUGGCACGCCAGGGCGGGCCGCGUUGAGGCCGCCCAUGCAGGCGCUGGCGCGCGCGCUGACUCAGAUGCACGAUGACCUGGCGCUGUCCGCCUCGUCCAAUCAGCACCUCCUGCAGUACCUCGACUCGCUGCCCGCCCCUCCCUCUGCCACGACCGCCCCAUGAUGCCGUGCUGACGUGGCACCUUGCUGACCUGUCAGCGCGGAUUGCUGUCGGCUCAGCAGCCGUGGCAGCGGAUGUCAGAUCUGAGGCCAUGAGUGGUUGGUUGGUUGGCCAUGAGUGUGCACGCAGGGGAUGGUUGGUUGGUGGGUGGUUGGUGUUUCGAUGGUGGUUCAAUGGUGGUGGUGGUGAACCAUCCGGUGCAAGGGGAUGAACUUGAAGCUGUGACUCUUUGGACCGGAUGGCUCGUUGGUGCCGGCCCUCCCUCCCUUGGUACUGAAUAAUAGUCCAGUGCUGCUGGCUCAGCGUGUACCUGAUGUGCGGUCGUGAUGUAAUGUAUGCAUUGUUAUUAACAAUUUGUUACAUGUGCUG